AUGGCUGCACCCUGGGCUCGGCGCCGUCAGCAAACCGAUGGGGUCUGGACCGCGGCUCUCACGGCCGCUCAGGCCCCAACAUCUCUCACCACAGCCAGGAUCCGUCGGGAACCUGACCGCCAGCUGCCGCCAAGACUAGGCCGAAGGGGUGGGGCGACGCACGCACAAGCACGUCGCGGCGCUUGCCGCGCGCACGUGCCGCCGGGAGCGAGCCCGCGUCGCAGUGGACACUGGGACAGGGGCGGGGUCGGCGCGCGGCCGACCUUCUUAAAGUGGCAGGCUCCCAAAGUAGAGCAAGUGAAAGUACUUGACCGAUUCAGCACCAGCAACAAGUCAUUGACAGGAACGCUAUACCUUACGGCCACACACCUAUUAUUUAUAGACUCUCAUCAAAAAGAAACUUGGAUAUUGCACCACCAUAUUGCCUCAGUGGAGAAACUCGCGUUGACUACUUCUGGAUGCCCACUUGUGAUUCAGUGCAAGAACUUCCGGACUGUGCAUUUCAUUGUUCCCAGAGAAAGAGAUUGCCAUGAUAUUUACAACUCUUUGCUACAGCUGUCAAAACAAGCAAAGUACGAAGAUCUAUAUGCAUUUUCUUAUAAUCCCAAGCAAAAUGAUUCAGAACGACUCCAAGGCUGGCAGCUUAUUGACCUUACUGAAGAAUAUAAGAGGAUGGGAGUGCCAAAUUCCAACUGGCAGUUGACUGACGCAAACCGAGAAUACAAGAUCUGUGAAACUUAUCCCAGAGACCUUUAUGUUCCCCGAAUAGCAAGCAAACCAAUAAUUGUUGGGAGUUCCAAGUUCCGGAGCAAAGGAAGAUUCCCAGUGCUUUCGUACUAUCAUCAGGAGAAGGAGGCUGCCAUUUGUCGAUGUAGCCAACCGCUGUCAGGGUUCAGUGCCAGGUGCCUGGAGGAUGAGCAUCUGCUUCAAGCUGUCAGUAAAGCCAAUCCCGUCAACCGCUAUAUGUACGUCAUGGACACCAGGCCCAAACUGAAUGCUAUGGCCAACAGAGCAGCUGGAAAAGGUUAUGAAAAUGAAGACAACUAUUCUAACAUUAGAUUUCAGUUUGUUGGGAUUGAAAAUAUUCAUGUCAUGAGAUCCAGCCUUCAGAAAUUAUUGGAAGUCAGUGGUACCAAAGGGCUGUCUGUCAAUGACUUCUACUCUGGGAUGGAGAGUUCCGGAUGGCUUCGCCAUAUCAAAGCUGUUAUGGAUGCUGCAAUCUUCUUAGCCAAAGCUAUAGUGGUUGAAAAUGCAAGCGUGUUGGUACAUUGUUCUGAUGGUUGGGAUAGGACUUCCCAGGUGUGUUCCCUUGGCUCUCUGCUACUGGAUUCCUACUAUAGGACAAUCAAAGGAUUCAUGGUUUUAAUAGAAAAGGAUUGGAUCUCCUUUGGACAUAAAUUUUCAGAGAGGUGUGGCCAUUUGGAUGGUGACCCCAAGGAAGUCUCACCAGUGUUCAUUCAGUUUUUGGAGUGUGUGUGGCAUUUGAGCGAACAGUUCCCACAAGCCUUUGAAUUCAAUGAAGCGUUUCUUCUUCAGAUCCAUGAGCAUACUCAUUCAUGCCAAUUUGGAAACUUCCUUGGGAAUUGUCAGAAGGAAAGAGAAGAACUCAAGUUGAAGGAGAAGACUUACUCCCUAUGGCCGUUUCUUUUGGAUGACCAAAAGAAGUACUUAAAUCCUCUCUACAGUUCCAAAUCACAGAGAUUUAUGGUCUUGGAUCCAAGUACAGUGUCUUUCAAUUUUAAGUUUUGGAGAAACAUGUACCACCAGUUUGAUCGAACAUUGCAUCCCAGGCAGUCCAUGCUAAACAUAAUUAUGAAUAUGAACGAGCAGAAUAAACAGCUAGAGAAAGAGAUUAAAGACCUAGAAUCUAAAGUUAAGCAGUGCAAAAAGAAGCAACCAGAUGGCGUCCUCACCAAGGAAUUGUUACGUUCAGUGUGUCCUGAAUCUCCAAGUCUCAAAGCUUCCUUGUGUUUUAAGGAACAGACUCUGCUCCCUGUGAGUGACGCUCUUCGAACUAUAGAGGGCAGCAAUUCUGCAGACAAUCGUUACAGUGACUAUGAGGAAGCGUUUUCCAAGUCGGAACCUGGUGUCGUCAGCUUAGAGUACGGCGUGGCAAGAAUGACUUGCUAG
This is a messenger RNA of Orycteropus afer afer, 2130 nucleotides long. The record is from RefSeq and is a predicted model, not a curated record. NCBI's taxonomy places the organism in Eukaryota, Metazoa, Chordata, Mammalia, Tubulidentata, Orycteropodidae.